AUGCCGUCCGCACCAGCAAACAAGCGCGUCAGAGGAGUUUCAGUAUUCCGCCCAUUCAUUUUUGGCAGCGAAGCUCAGCUAUUUGACCCCGAGAAGAAGCCCGCAAAUGCACCCGUCGACCACACCCACCAAUGGCGCAUCUUCGUGAAGGGCGUCAACGAUGAAGAUAUCUCCUAUUGGCUGAAAAAGGUCCAAUUCAAACUCCACGAGACAUACGCACAAAACGUCCGAACAAUCGAGGCGCCCCCGUUCGAAGUCGUCGAGACCGGGUGGGGUGAAUUCGAGAUUCAAAUCAAAUUAUACUUCGUCCCCGAGUCAAACGAGAAACCGCAGACCCUCUGGCACAGCCUGAAACUUCACCCCUACGGACCAGAUGCAGAGGGAAUGAAGGAGCGCCGGGAGGUGGUUGUGAGCCAGAAUUACGAGGAGGUCAUUUUCAAUGAGCCUGUUGAGCCUUUCUACGAAAUCCUUACUGGAGGUCCUGCUGGUACUGCUCCGCCCCGGGCUAAGGGCAAGAAUGCCAAGCAAGGUGCGGGACGGACGGCGGAGAUCCCGGUUAACGAUGCGCCGAAGAAUCCGUACAGUCGGGCGACUGAGAAUAAGGAGCUUGAUCGGAUGUCGGAGGCUAUGAAGACGGUUGAUGCGAUGAUCAAAGAGGAGAAGGACCGCUUGGUUGAGCGAGAGAAGACGCUUGCAGAGUUACGGGAAAGCGAGGGAGUUCCCGCUAAUACAAAGAAGAGAUGA
Molecule: messenger RNA, 744 nt
Organism: Penicillium pulvis
Lineage: Eukaryota; Fungi; Ascomycota; Eurotiomycetes; Eurotiales; Aspergillaceae
Gene: yaf9
Product: YEATS domain-containing protein YAF9
Exons: 3
Coding region: 1-744 (247 amino acids)
Biological process (GO): regulation of DNA-templated transcription
Source: RefSeq, a predicted model, not a curated record